AUGACGUAUUUAGAUAUGGUUAUCAAAGAGGCGCUACGAAAAUAUCCGACGUUACCGUUUUUGGACCGAGAAUGCACUAAAGCGUACACCAUCCCAAACACCAAUGUCGUCAUCCAAAAAGGAGUUGCUGUCUACAUUUCGUUAACAGCACUACAGCACGAUGGGAACUAUUUCCCAGAUCCCAUGGUGUUCAAUCCAGAAAGAUUUUCAACAGAAAACAAGUCGACUAUCGUCCCAUGUACGUACAUGCCAUUCGGUGAAGGUUACAGGAACUGCUUAGCCACAAAAUUUGGUUACCUGUCGGUUUCAAUUGGAGUGAUAAAGAUAUUGUCACAUUUUGAAAUUGUACCGAGUAAAUACGCGCCCAAGGAGCUCACGUAUGAAAACGGCGGGUUUCUGUUGAUACCUACGAACGAUCAAGUUUUGAUGCCAAAUAGCACGGAAGAAUGGAAUGAAAUAGCAGAAGAAUUUUAUAAUCGCUGGCAAAUUCCAAAUACCAUAUUGGAGUACUACGACGUCAGUAUGGGUUCCCCCAUGGGUGGCGAGUCGCCCCCUCAGUUGUUACACAAGGGGGGCCGCGCCCCCUCUAACAAUGAGUAG
Messenger RNA from Photinus pyralis (common eastern firefly), 600 nucleotides. Its product is annotated as probable cytochrome P450 6d4. The coding region runs from base 1 to 600 and encodes 199 amino acids. Lineage: Eukaryota; Metazoa; Arthropoda; Insecta; Coleoptera; Lampyridae. The record is from RefSeq and is a predicted model, not a curated record. Gene Ontology annotation, molecular function: heme binding; oxidoreductase activity, acting on paired donors, with incorporation or reduction of molecular oxygen; monooxygenase activity. The transcript is spliced from 4 exons.